Schistosoma curassoni is the source of this 1032-nucleotide messenger RNA. NCBI's taxonomy places the organism in Eukaryota, Metazoa, Platyhelminthes, Trematoda, Strigeidida, Schistosomatidae. The record is from the annotation of a GenBank genome assembly.
AUGGGGAAGUCUUCACGCGAUAAACGUGAUAUUUACUAUAGAUUAGCUAAAGAAGAGGGUUGGAGAGCACGUAGUGCCUAUAAGCUGCUACAAAUUGAUGAUGAGUAUGGAAUUUUUUCUCCUGAAAAUGCUCCUUUAGAACGAGUGGUUGAUUUGUGUGCUGCACCUGGUAGCUGGUCACAAGUAUUAUCAAAACGUUUAUGGGAAUCAAAAUCCCCAGAGGAUCAAAAAUCUGUGAAAAUCGUUGCCGUGGAUCUACAGGCUAUGGCCCCAAUACCAGGAGUUAUUCAAAUUCAAGGCGAUAUUACUAGUCAGGAUACGGCUCAACAGAUUAUAAGACAUUUUGACGGCAAGUUAGCUCAACUUGUUGUUUGUGAUGGUGCUCCAGAUGUGACAGGUCUACAUGAUUUGGAUGAAUAUGUUCAGUCGCAUCUUAUCUUAGCUGCUAUAACUAUCUGUUCAAGAGUUCUUGAGCUUGGUGGUACAUUUGUUGCUAAGGUUUUUCGUGGACGAGAUUCUGGUUUACUAGGUUCCCAACUCCGACUUUUGUUUUCGGGUGAAGUUAGUUUUGCAAAACCAAGAGCUAGUCGGAACUCUAGUUUAGAGUCCUUUGUUGUAUGUCGUGGAUUUAUGGGUCCUCGUUUACGGACAGAUUUGAAACCAUCCACAUCUUUUGAGAAUCAUUCAAGCAACGAUAAUUUGCUAUUAUUAUGGUACGACAAGGAUAACUUUGAAGACGUUAAUUCUUCUCAACAAGCUCUAUUACCAUUCAUGGCGUGUGGAGAUUUAAGAGGUUUUGACCCAGAUGUCACGUAUACUUUAGACCCUGAUCAUAUAGUCAAGCCACCAGUACAAGUUCCUGUAGAUCCUGCUUAUUCCGAAGUUUGCCGAUUCAGUCGCUUAAAUCAAUCAAAUACUUCAAAAUUUCAAUCUUUGGAAAAGAAUAAUGAAAUUGAUAAUAAUGAUGAUAUUUCUAGAUUUACAGAACUUAUGGAAAAGUUGUCUUUCGAUCCAAGAGAAGAUCAUUUAUGA